UUAUCACAAUUAAGAUCAGUUUGGAUCUUGGGUCAAAAUCACAUUUUAACUCAGUAGUAAUAAUAAUAAAGUCAUUAGCCCAUUUUGAGAUCACUUGAAAAGGAAAACUACCAACUGGGAUAAGAUUUUACUUCAAGGAAUACCAUUUAAGAUACAAAUCCUUCUCUAAUGUGAUAUCUAAUUGUAUACUGCCAGUACUUGGAACUAAAUUGUUUGAAGUGGUCUAGAAGCAAGAAGCAUUUUGCUUACACUGUAGUUCUACUACAUGAUACGAAGAUAUACUACAAUUUUUGAAAAUCUCUAAAAUGCUGUUUUGUGCAGCUCCCAGAGGUCUAUUUUUAAACUGAUUUGUUUGAUACCCAACCUUUUUUUAAAAUUUCAUCAAAGGAAGACUUUCAUGUAAAAUGUUACUUUAAAAAAGCAAUAGAAUCCCAGUCACUUGAGGUACAGGACUGAAGUCUGAUACUUUAAAGUUCUGUCAGUUAUUUUAUGGGGUAACUGUUUUUCCCCUAAUAGCUUCCAUGCAAGCAGUUAGUGUUUUGGCAUGCUUUAGUUCUUCCUUUCAAUGAUACAUUUUCCUUUCAGACAUGGUCCUGGGAAUACCGCACAUGAGAUCUGAUAAAGGAGAGACGUGCUUUUAAAUUGAAAGUGCCAUGUCAUUAUUUUCCAUCAGUUAUUAUCAUGUACACAAUUGUGCUGUAGCAUACUGACUGACACUAUAACAAGAUUUAAUGUCGUCUGCAUGACAUGAAAGUUCUGCGUAUCAGAGAAGUGGCCCAUCACAAAUGCAGAGUGACACAUUUUUAAAAGUGAGUUUCAAAAGAGAAAAAAGAUUCAUGACUUUGGCAGAUCUUGAUAGAGAAACCAGGUGUUUCAGUUUCUUUUCAGAAAAUUCUGUCUCUAGGCAAUCAGUCUUUUAAUGCUAAAUGCCAGUCUCUGUUAGGUUUCCAGCAUCCAUCUGAGUGAAGAGCUUCGUGAGAAGAAAAGAUGAAUUUGAAAAAUUCACUGGGGUAUAUCCUACUGCUGUUCAUCCAUUGUGGACUAUGGAUAAGUGCAGAAGAGGUCUUUGAACUUGCCAAUUCUCACAUGCUUUUACCAGGAGACUAUACAAGUCUGAUGAACGUUAAUACAAAAGAUUUUCCACGGGACUGCAGUGAAAUUCUUAAGCAAUCUGAACAAAGUUCCAAAGAUGGCAUUUACAUCAUUCAGCCAGCAAAGGAGCCCAUUGGCGUGUACUGUCAUAUGAAAGAUGGGGGCUGGACAGUGAUUCAGCACAUAACUGCCAACAGUACUGUGGACUUUGAUAGGACCUGGCAGGACUAUAAAUAUGGAUUUGGCUCCCUUAAAGACAACUACUGGUUAGGGAAUGAAUAUAUGCACCAGUUAACCAGUUCUUCAAUACUUUAUACGCUUAGGGUUAAACUUGUAGACCUAAAUGCUGAAAUCAAGUGGGGAGAGUAUGAGCCGUUCCGCAUUGAAGAUGAAGCAUCUCAGUAUAGGAUCCGGCUGGGCUUGUACAAAGGCAAUGCUGUUGAUGCUCUGACUCAGGAUACAGAAGCAUAUCUUCAUGAUAACCAGAAGUUCACUACAAAAGACAAAGAUAACGAUAACUAUUUUCAAAACUGUGCCAAAUUGGAAUACAAUGGCAUUCCUGGUGGAGGCUGGUGGUAUGAUGCUUGUGCUGGAGCAAAUCUGAACCGUAGGAAUGUUAUAUAUUGGCAGAAGGACUGUAACAAGGAGCACAUGUGUAAAUAUGCCUGGCUGAUGGUCAAGCCAGUCGAUCACAGUCAAAACUAUGACAAGGCUUGUCUUGCUCAGAAAGAUGAAUUGUAAACAAUGCUGCAAGUGGAAUCCAGCUCCUCAAGUUCUGAUCUGGGGAUGGAAAGCAAUUUUUUUUCUUUACUUGCAUGUAGAAACAGAAUGCUUUAUUAAAUUGUAUGUUUUGAAAGGUAAAAAUUAGACCUUCUGCAUGGCACCAAAGUUGAAUAACUAACAGGAACUUUAAAAUUCCCAAAACUUCUGUCUGAGUUUUCUUUAAUAAAAGUUAACAUUCCAUUCUAGGGAGCCUCCUGGGUACCUAUAUCCUGCUGAGGCCCAGAUCUGAAACUUUGGUUGAUCAGGACUCUCUUUAGUAAAAGAGGACACAGGAUCAGACAACAGAUUUGUGUUUUACGUAGAGUUUUUCCUUGUUUGGAACAUGUGUAGAUGCCCUUAUAGCCCUUGAACCAUCAGCUUGCUCCUCUGCAUUCCACCACUUGGAUCUAAACAAAUUGCUAUUCUAUGCAUGUAAGCAGCAGUCAUAUAUUCCUCAUCUGUUAGCGAUGUAGGAAUUUCAGCCUUCACUGUCAGCUCCGUGAUGACUUGCAUAUUUGCACAGUGUUCUAUAUUUUAGAAACCCUGGCAAAUACUGAGGAGGUCUCACAGGGUGUUGGGCAAUCUGUGAUUCUUUAGUCUUGGAAUUCCUAAGUGCUGUUGCUGAUCAUCUGUAUAUUUACAAGGUAGCAUCUCCUUUAGCAUCUCUUCUAAGGAAUCUCUCUUCUCUGCUUCAGGGAUCAAUGAAGCUGGCCUGGGAAGCCACCUCAGUCACUUGGCUCUUUCUUUAGAAUGGAAUGGGAUCUAGCUACACCCUUUUCAACAUAAAGAACUCAGGAGGUGUGACACAGAAACAGCUCUCAUUCAGCUCUGAUAAUGUUUACAAAAUUUUGUUCUACAGCAAUAGUUUACUGUUCGUAGCCACUCCAGUUCUACAAGGAAGCAUAUAAAUAUUUUAAACAAAUAAAGACAUAAUUAAGAAUGAACUUGUCCUGCUUUUCCCAUUCCUUCAAAACUAAAACAUUCCACCAUUAUUUAAUUAUAGGA
Sphaerodactylus townsendi is the source of this 2859-nucleotide messenger RNA. RefSeq names its product fibrinogen-like protein 1-like protein. Lineage: Eukaryota; Metazoa; Chordata; Lepidosauria; Squamata; Sphaerodactylidae. The record is from RefSeq and is a predicted model, not a curated record. The coding region runs from base 988 to 1833 and encodes 281 amino acids. The transcript is spliced from 2 exons.